Messenger RNA from Lodderomyces jiufengensis, 1161 nucleotides. RefSeq names its product phosphatidylinositol transporter (gene PDR16). Lineage: Eukaryota; Fungi; Ascomycota; Pichiomycetes; Serinales; Debaryomycetaceae. Bases 1 to 1161 code for a protein of 386 amino acids. Gene Ontology annotation, molecular function: phosphatidylinositol transfer activity. The record is from RefSeq and is a predicted model, not a curated record. The transcript has a single exon.
AUGUUUAAUAAAUUAAAAAAUAAAGUAGUUAAUUCAAAUUCAAAUUCAGAAUCUUCAUCUAUAAAUGAAAAAGAAUUAUCAAAUGGUAAUACAACCUUAAACGGAACUAGUAAUAGUAAUGGAAAUAUAAGUAAUGGAAUUUCGAAUGGUCAUACUACAACAAAGUCACAAAAUGAAGAACCAAGAUAUAUUCCAUUUGAAUUUCCCUCCUCAGAAUCUCAUAUACCAAAAGAAAAAGAAUUAACUCCAGAACAAAGUACAAAAUAUUCCGAAGUAUUAAAACAUUUUCAAAAUCCUGAACUUCAAAUAUCAUCAACUGAAGAAGAUCAUAAACAUAGAAUCAAUAAAUCACCUUUAUUAAUACAAGAAAAAUCAUGGUUAACAAGAGAAUGUUUCUUGAGAUAUUUAAGAGCAACAAAAUGGAAUGUACAUGAAACAAUAGAUAGAAUAGAAUUAACAUUAGCAUGGAGAAGAGAAUUUGGAAUAAAUAUGCCAUUUGAUUCUCAAAAUAAAGUUAAUGGACAGUUAACUUCAGUUGAAAAUGAGACUGGUAAAGAGGUUAUAUUAGGAUUUGAUAAUGAUUCAAGACCUUGUCUUUAUUUAAAACCAGGUAGACAAAAUACCAAGACUUCUCAAUUACAAGUACAACAUCUUGUAUUAAUGUUAGAAAAAGUUAUUAAUUUUAUGCCAUCUGGUCAAGAUUCUUUAGCAUUACUUAUAGAUUUUAAAUCACAUCCAAUUGGUACACAAGGUGGGAAAAUUCCACCUGUUGGUGUAGGUAGACAAGUUUUAAAUAUUUUACAAACUCAUUAUCCUGAAAGAUUGGGGAAAGCUUUAUUAAUAAAUAUUCCAUGGUUAGGUCAUACUUUUUUAAAAAUAAUUUAUCCUUUCAUUGAUCCAUUAACAAGAGAAAAAUUAGUAUUUGAUCAACCAUUUCCAAAUUAUGUACCAAAAAUUCAAUUAGAUAAAGAAUUUAAUGGUGAUGUUAAUUUUAUAUAUGAUCAUGAAAAAUAUUGGCCUGCUAUGUUAGAAAUGAGUGAGCUAAAACAAAAGAAAUAUUAUGAUAGGUUUGAAAAAUUUGGAUCUAUUGUUGGAUUAAGUGAAGUUGAUUUAAGAGGUGAUAAUGAAGAAUUAAUACAUCCAGUUGAACCAAUUGUAUAA